AUGUCUCUGCGCCCGGGCACACGCACCGAGGUGCGCAAGAAAUCGUACAAGACUGGAGUGGAUGCGGACCAGGCUCGGAGGAGAAGGGAGGACAACUUGGUGGAGAUCAGGAAGAACAAACGCGAGGACAAUUUGCUCAAGAAGAGAAGGGAAGGCUUGUCUCCGUCCCAGCAGCAACUGCUUGAUGGCACCCAAACCGCCGUCGUUUUCGAGAAGAGGUUGGAAAGUAUUCCCUCAAUGGUGCAAGGAGUAUGGUCUGAUGAUCCUGCUUUGCAAUUGGAGGCUACCACUCAGUUUAGGAAGCUAUUAUCAAUUGAACGCAGCCCUCCAAUUGACGAGGUUAUAAAAGCAGGUGCGGUCCCUCGGUUUGUGGAGUUUCUUGGGAGACAUGAUAUGCCCCAAUUGCAGUUUGAAGCUGCAUGGGCUUUGACCAAUGUUGCAUCUGGAACAUCAGAUCAUACACGAGUUGUUAUUGAACAUGGUGCGGUCCCCCAUGCAGUGUGGGCUCUAGGAAAUGUUGCUGGCGACUCUCCUAGUUGCAGGGAUCUUGUUCUUGGACAAGGUGCACUAAUGCCAUUGCUAGCUCAAUUAAAUGAACAUUCCAAGUUAUCCAUGCUAAGGAAUGCUACAUGGACUUUAUCAAACUUUUGUCGUGGCAAGCCAGCAACACCAUUUGAUCAGGUGAAGCCUGCCUUACCAAUUCUUCGACAACUUAUUUACUUAAAUGAUGAAGAAGUCUUGACAGACGCUUGCUGGGCCCUAUCAUAUCUCUCAGAUGGUCCAAAUGACAAAAUCCAGGCUGUGAUUGAAGCGGGCGUCUGCCAGCGACUUAUGGAGCUUCUGAUUCAUCCAUCACCUACGGUUCUUAUACCUGCUCUUCGGACAGUGGGAAACAUUGUUACUGGUGAUGAUUCCCAGACUCAGUUUGUUAUUGAUAACCAAGUGCUCCCUCGCCUCCAUCAACUUCUCACACAAAAUCACAAAAAGAGCAUCAAGAAAGAAGCUUGUUGGACAAUUUCAAAUAUCACAGCCGGGAAUAAAAUUCAAAUACAGGCUGUGAUUGAAGCCGAUAUAAUGCUCCCGCUUGUGCAACUUCUCCAACAUGCGGAAUUUGACAUAAAAAAGGAGGCCGCGUGGGCCAUCUCAAAUGCCACUUCUGGAGGAUCUCAUGACCAGAUUCAACACCUGGCUUCCAGAGGUUGUAUUAAACCACUCUGUGAUCUUCUAAUCUGCCCAGAUCCAAGGAUUAUAACUGUGUGCCUUGAAGGUCUUGAGAACAUUCUGAAGGUGGGUGAGGCAGACAAGGAAAUGGGAAUGAAUGACGGGAUCAAUCUUUAUGCACAACUGGUCGAUGAAUGUGAAGGUUUGGAUAAGAUUGAGAAUCUGCAGACACAUGAUAACAAUGAGAUUUAUGAGAAGGCUGUGAAGAUCUUGGAGAGAUAUUGGGCGGAGGAAGAAGAAGGACAGAACAUUCAGGUGAAUGGGGAUGGAAAUCAGCAUGAUUUUACUUUUGGAGCAAACCAGCCCAACCCUCCCCCUGGUGGCUUCAAAUUUUGA
Prunus armeniaca (apricot) is the source of this 1557-nucleotide messenger RNA. The record is from the annotation of a GenBank genome assembly. NCBI's taxonomy places the organism in Eukaryota, Viridiplantae, Streptophyta, Magnoliopsida, Rosales, Rosaceae.